AUGGAAAAUUUUUUUACAAAAAAAGUAAAAGAUGUAUUUUCGAUUUUGAAAAAAGGGAGUAAUAAAGAGGAAGAAGUAUCUUCAUCUGAUAAAAAUAAAAUUAAUAAUACUUAUAUUAAUGGCACGGAGAAAGAAAAAAAUGAUUUGGACAAUUUGAAUACAGAAAAAAAGGACAUAAAUAAGGAAAAUAUUAGUAGCCCAAAAAAUGAAAAUAAAAAAAAAAAAGAAGUCCAAAAUUUAGAACAAAAAGAAAAUGAUGUGAAUGUAAAUAAAAAAAGAAGAUUAAUGAAAUUACACAAUAAAGAUAAUGUUUAUUUAAUUGAUAACUUUAUUAGUAUAAAGAAGAGCACCGAUAUUGUAAAUCAUGCGAGUGCAAGGGAUACAAAAAAAAGCAACCCCAUGAUUUUUGCAGCUGCGACUACUACGACUACAACUACAACUACAACUGCAACCACAGAAACUGCAACCACAGCAACUGCUACUGGUGCUGCUACUGCUACUGCUACUGCUACUGCUACCGAGUUAAGUGCUUUUUCACCCGUGUCCACUUGCAUUGCUACGAGUACGUCAUAUACUCCUAGUAUAUGCACUUUUUUAUCAUUUAAAAAGGAUGAGGAGGAAAAGAAAAACAAAACAUUCGAUGCGAGCAAUAAGAUGUACUUCAAUGUAAAGAGCUUAAAUGAAGAUGAGAACAAAUCUAAUAAUGAAAUCAUAAAAAAAGAUACAGAUUCAGUUAUAGCUACAGUUGCAGUUACAACUACAGUUGCAGUUACAGCUACAGAUAAUGCUAAAAAGGUAAAAGGAACAAGUUUGAAAAGUGUAGAAAACAGUUUACCAGAGAAUGAAGUAGAAAUAGGCAUAAGAGAUGAAAAUGAUAUUAGUAGUACAAGAGGAGAAGAAAAGAAAACAAAAAUUAUAACAAAAAAAAGCUUAUCCAAGAAGACAAAAGUAGUAAGUAGUACUACAACAAGCGAAAUGAACAAUUUAAAUUUUGCAAAAAAUAGUGGAAAAGACAAAAAAGUAAACAGAAUUGAUGAAAUUUUUAAAAGUCUAAUAGAGAAAAAUGGAAAAAAGGAGUUCCUUCCUUACGCUUCCAACACUCAGAACACAGAUUUAUCUCAUGAAAGAACUGCACAUAGCAAUAAAGUUAAUGGUGAUGAGGUUGGCUUGUUAGAAAUACAUAUUGAAGAGUUGAAGGAAUAUAACAAGGAUAGUGGAAAUGACACAUGUAAUUACAUUUGUAAUGGUAUAAUUAGCUCAAGUAAAAAUGGUUUGGACAAUUCUAGUGAAAAGGAGGUUACUGAAACGGGGGAUACAACGCAGAAAAGGAAUGAGUUGGACGAACAUAGUAAAACCUGCGGCGAUGAUAAAAAUAAUGAUAAUAGUACGAACAGUACUAAUGGUGAUAAUAACACGAAUGGUGGUAAUAGCACGAAUGGUGGUAACAGCACGAAUGGUGGUAACAGCACGAAUGGUUGUAAUAAUAAUGAUGAUAAUGUUAUCCAGGUCGGUGGAAGCAAUCUACACAGUGAUGAACCCUAUACAAGUGAUAACAUAAAUGCCAACUGGAAAAAUGAAGGUCAUCUAGAUAAACACAUUAAAUUUGUAGUCUAUCCUAAUGAUACGCGUAUAAAUGUAGAUAGUCCAACAAAUGAUUUAAAUAAAAAAAAAAUUGACGAUCAUAAUGAGGGUUAUAUACAAGAGAGGAAUAAUAAAGAGAAAAAAUUGUGCAUCGUAAGUGAUAUAAGCAAAAAUGAAAUUUAUGAUAAUAUAUUAAAUAGUUCUAACGAAGUGAAAUGUGAAGAUAACCUAAACAAAAUACAAACGAAUGAUGAGAAAAAUGAAAAAAAUUAUACCAGUAAUUUAAAAUUAAAAUUCCCAGAUUUUGCUAUUGAUCAAAGUAAAAAAUUAAUUAAUGAAACGAAUGAAUUUUUUAAAAUGUAUAAUUUAAAUCUUAAAAUUGAACACCUACCUAUUAGUAUUCCAGAUGAUUUAAAAUUACUUAUUGAAAAAAAAAAGAAAAUUGUCAGUAUAAUAAAUGAUUAUAAAAAUGAAUUAAAGGGAAAAAGAGAAGGCAGUAAGAGGGAGGAAGCUACUUCUGAGAUGAAAACGGAAAAGGGAGGCCAGGAAAAAGAGGAGGGAGCAAAAGCAAAGGGGGAGAUGGAAGAGAAGGAGAAAAAAGAGAAUGUCAUGAAGGAUGAGAAAAAUGAAAAAAAAUAUUCCAAAGAAGAAAACACAGAGAAACAACAUCCCACAUUUCCCAAUGUGAAUAUGGAUAUAUGUUCGGACAAAAAUGAAAAUAAUAAUGACACACGUAUCGUUAGGCAUAUAAUAGAUUCUCAUGAUAAAGAAAAGGAUAAGGAAUUGGUAAGUGCUGACAACCUUUUGGAUUUCCCGCAAUUGGUAAUUAGUAAAAAGAACAGUAAUGAUGAUAGCAAUAAUGGUGGUUGCAGUGGUGGCUAUAAUGGUAUCCAUAAUGAUAACCAUGACAUAAACAGCUGUGAAACUGAUGUAGAUGAAAACGAACUGGAGUUCAUUUCGAAAGAUAAGGCUUUUUUUUCAAAUAAGGAAAUAAACGGUCCGUAUAACGAGAAUAACGGAAGAGAAUACAAAAAGAGCAGUCAUGCAAAAAUAAAAAAAAAAAAAGAAGUUGAAAAUAAAAAAUUGGAAAAGGGAAAUUCUUAUGAUAAUUUAAAUUAUUUGAGUGAUAGUGCUAAAGAGGUUAUAGAAAAAGAAUAUAAAAAUUUUUUAGGUAUAUUUGAAAAAUUGAAUCGAGGUGAAUAUGUUGGCCAAGAAGAGGCCAAAGAGAGAGGAAUGAAGAAAUACGUUGGCACAACAAAUGUUAGCGGCACAACUAAUACUAGCGGCACAACUAAUACUAGCGGCACAACUAAUACUAGCGGCACAACUAAUACUAGCGGCACAACUAAUACUAGCGGCACAACUAAUACUAGCAGUACGACGGAUAAGCAAAGUGAGAUAAAAAGAGCCAAAAACGAGUUCAUCCGCGAUCUUAUAAACAGUUUAACGGCUAAUAAUAGCGAAGAAGAGAACUAUAUGAAAUACAAGAAGAUCAAGAAUGAAGAAGUAAGGUAUAAAAAAUUAAAAGAAACAAUAACAGAAAUUAAAAUUAAGGAAAAAAAGAUUGAUGUAAUACUAAGCAGUAGUUUAAAUUUCUUCAAAUAUUCUAAUAUAUAUAGACAUCGUCAUUUUUUACAUGAAAAAAUGUUAAUAAAUUGGAGCUAUGUGGAAAACUUGAUUAAUAAAAAGAAUGAUAUUAGAAAUAGAAAUUUACCUUUUCAAUUAUUAGAAUUGGAUAAAAGUUUAUUAGAAAAUAUACAAAAUAGUUAUGAUGAUAUACUAUUAGAUGAUUUUUCUGGUAUCAUUAUAACAUUAAAUACUAAUUCUUUUCCGACAACAGUUGAUGGAAAUUCUAUUCAUAUUUCUAAAAUUAUAUGUGGUUGUUUAAUUGAGUAUUUAGGUACAUCUGAAUUAAAUAUUAAAUGUAUUUGGGCUCAUCCAUUUUUGAAUGCUAAAUCAACGUAUCAUAUUUUGUGUGCGUUUCUACCUAGAGUUAUUUUAGAGGCAUUUCUAAAUAAUAAUAUAUGUUCAGAAAAUAAAGCUAUUUGUAAUCAGUUAGUUAAUGCGGCGAAUGCCAGGAAAGAAGUAAGGGAAGAUAUGCACAUGAAUGAUGUUGGCAGCGAAGAGGAGGAGCAGCAGCAGAAGCAACAAGAGCAGCAGAUGGGGGAGGACCACCGCGAAAAAGAAAAAGAAAAAGAAACUACCAGAACAAAACACUCAUCGAAGAAAAAGAAAAGCUUUUAUGAUAGAUUACACUUACUUCGAGAGAGUAACAAAAAUGGUAAUAGCAACGAUAAUAUUGUUUUUGAAUAUGAUAAUGAUAGUAAUAGUAAUAGUAAUAGUAAUAAUAAUAAUAAUACAUAUGUAAAAAGUGAAGAGCAAUAUUUUAGCAAUUUUUCUGCCUAUCUGUACCCUGCUACGUACUUCCUAAAUUUUAAUAAAGAAUGCGCAUCAAUUCUAAACAGUUCAACAAUACAUAAAUAUGAUAUAUGUCAUCAUAAUGUUGAGCAUAAUUGUAAUUAUACGUACCCCACUUUUAGUCAGAAUGAAUCAUUAAAAGAUGAUAAAUGUAAUAAUAACAAAAAGUUGUCGGAUAAAUUUUUGUACAUAAUAUUUAGUGAUAUUGAUAUAUUCCCCAGACAGUGUUAUUUAUUGUUAUGCUCAUAUAAAUACAUGUGUUUAAACAUGCACUAUGACACAGAUUGUUUUUCUGUUCAUUAUGACUUGAACCUUAAGAAUAUUAAAAAAGAAAAUAUUGGAAAAACAGCUGAAUUAUCAAAUACAUGUCCAUGCACAUCAAUCAAAAAUAAUAUAUCCGAUGUUGAGGAUUCCUAUGAAAGGAUCAUAGGAUGCAGUGAACUGUACAUGUACUACAUGAUUCCCAAGAAGGAGGAAAGGGAAAGCCUGGGCUUAUUAAAAAGAAACGGAUGGAGGGAUUUAAUUUCGAAUAUUUUUUAUGAGGACAUAAAUGAAAACAUUUCAAGUAUAAUAAAAAUAAGAACGAACAUAAAUAAUUUAUAUGAUCAUAUAUCUAUGCAAAAUAAAUUAAAUGAAAAGAAUUACACAUCAACGUAUAUAAAUAAAUAUGAGUGGUGUGGGCUAAAAUUAAAGCACAUACGUAAUAUGAUGAACGAGGAUUUUAACUUCGAGUCCCCCAAAAAAAAGUAA
Molecule: messenger RNA, 4749 nt
Organism: Plasmodium malariae
Lineage: Eukaryota; Apicomplexa; Aconoidasida; Haemosporida; Plasmodiidae
Product: conserved Plasmodium protein, unknown function
Exons: 3
Coding region: 1-4749 (1582 amino acids)
Source: RefSeq, a predicted model, not a curated record